ACCAAAUUCCAACCUGCUCAUGCACUAGCAACAAGGCUGUCCACAGUAGCCUUCAAAAUGAUGUCUAUGAACAGCAAGCAGCCUUUCAGCAUGCAUCCUAUGCUGCACGAGCCCAAGUAUGCUUCUCUCCACACUAGCUCGGAAGCCAUCCGCAGAGCCUGCCUCCCAGCACCGCAGCUUCAAAGCAACAUCUUUGCUGGCUUUGAUGAAACUUUACUUAGAGGAGCUGAAGCUUUGGCUGCCGUGGAUAUUGUGUCUCAGAAAACACAUCCAUUCAAACCGGAUGCCACCUACCAUACCAUGAACAGUGUCUCCUGCACUCCAACGUCUUCUACAGUGCAUUUGCAUCACCCUUCUGUUUUAACUACCCACCAUUCUCAUCACCAUCAUCAUCAUCAUCCUCACCAUCAGCCUUCACAGGGCUUAGAUGGGGACCUUCUAGACCACCUCAACCCUGCCCUCACCUUGGGAGGUGUCCCAGGACAAGAUAUUGGAUCAACACCCUCCCAUCAACAUGCUCAUAUGUCUGCCAUCAACCACAUGGCCCACCACACACAGCAAAUGAACAUUUCUCAUAACCAUACCUUGGCAACUCACACAUCAAUUUCGUGCUCGGAAAGUGAAACAGACCCAAGAGAACUUGAAUCAUUUGCAGAAAGGUUCAAACAGAGGAGAAUAAAACUUGGUGUAACACAGGCCGAUGUUGGAUCUGCAUUGGCCAAUUUGAAGAUACCAGGUGUUGGUUGUCUCAGCCAAAGCACAAUUUGCAGGUUUGAGUCCUUAACAUUAUCUCACAACAAUAUGGUGGCCUUAAAGCCCAUUUUGGAAGCUUGGCUUGAGGAGGCAGAGAGAGCGCAAAGGGAGAAAAUGACCAAACCAGAAAUCUUUACUGGGGGAGACAAGAAACGCAAGCGUACUUCCAUUGCUGCCCCAGAAAAAAGAUCACUAGAAGCUUAUUUUGCUGUUCAGCCAAGACCUUCUUCAGAGAAGAUAGCAGCUAUUGCUGAAAAACUAGACUUAAAAAAGAAUGUAGUGCGGGUCUGGUUUUGUAAUCAGAGGCAGAAACAAAAAAGAAUGAAGUUUUCUGCAACAUACUGAAAAGUGGAGCACUGUUUUUGAACUGACUCAUUCAAUGGUUUCAAUCAAAGGGAAUUAAGAUACACUUCAGUAUGCAAAUUUGCCUUCAGUUGUUGGUAAAUAAAUGAGUUGAUAAUGGACUGGGACAUACAGUAAUAGCCACCUGUAAAGCUGUACUGGUGAGUGGAAAGCUUGGGAUAGUGUCUUUGGUUUGGCUUCUAUGAACCAAAAAAGAAAAAUUUCCUUGACUUUACUGAAUUGCAUAAAGAAAAAACAAACAAAAUCAAAACACCCUACAAACAAAAUCAAAAGGAAUGACAGACAAAACUUGAAAGAUCAAUCUGUUUCUCUCAGUUUGAACUACCCUUUUAUAUUUAUUAUUGUAAAUAUUAAUCUGUGAUGAUAUUGCACCAGUGGUUAAAGUUUAAGUUAUUACUAAUUUAAUUUGCUGUACAGCACACACAUUGUUAAUAUAAUUUAAUAAACCUGACACACAUUUACAAAAAUGUUGCUUUACACCUGCAUGGUUGUCUUCACCUUCCUUUCUUAUAAACCCCCAUUGCAUCUGCAAUAACUGUUCUGUCCUGUCUACCUCAUCAUCUGCUAGAAAGCACAUGUUCAGAUUCGUAAACUCUGUUGGAAGCAAACAAGUUCAAGUAGUCAUGACCCUGCAAUUCCACUACAAAGAUGCUUUGACAAUCAAAUGAGUUUGUUCACAUAUACCCCUAGGUUUUCCCUUGAAAUGGAUACGACAGUGUAUGUGAAAAUGCAUAUCAACUAUGACAUUUCAGCACAAUAUCACCAUUUUCGUGUGGGUUAUUUCAAUUUAAUACAGAUAACUGAUGACAUGGGCAAGAGUUUUAAUUUUUAAAGUUUAAAAAUUUUAACUUAUAUGUAAUCAAGUUCACAAUGAAUACUUAAUUAUUUUGGAAAUAUUUAACUUUGCACUUUUCCGACAAGACACACAAUGCUUGGCAUAUGAGGGAUUUCCCAUCUGUUUCUUUCUUUAUUUAAUUUUUUUUAAUGGAGCGUUUAAUUUUCUGUGUGUACUGAAAAGAAAUUUUGUCUCUGUGUAUGCUACA
Messenger RNA from Pseudophryne corroboree (corroboree frog), 2159 nucleotides. Its product is annotated as brain-specific homeobox/POU domain protein 3. Bases 58 to 1098 code for a protein of 346 amino acids. NCBI's taxonomy places the organism in Eukaryota, Metazoa, Chordata, Amphibia, Anura, Myobatrachidae. Gene Ontology annotation, biological process: regulation of transcription by RNA polymerase II. The record is from RefSeq and is a predicted model, not a curated record. Gene Ontology annotation, molecular function: DNA-binding transcription factor activity, RNA polymerase II-specific; RNA polymerase II cis-regulatory region sequence-specific DNA binding. The transcript is spliced from 2 exons.